UCCAACCUGCUCAUGUACUAACAACACAGUGUCCACAGUUCAUUGCAUCAUGAUGUCUAUGAACAGCAAACAGCCAUUCAGUAUGCAUCCCAUCCUACAUGAACCCAAAUAUACGCCGCUCCACAGUAGCUCUGAAGCUAUCCGAAGAGCCUGCCUCCCUGCUCCUCAGCUUCAAGGCAACAUCUUUGCUGGAUUUGAUGAGACUUUGCUAAGGGGAGCUGAAGCUUUGGCUGCCGUGGAUAUUGUAUCACAGAAAACACAUCCGUUCAAACCAGAUGCCACAUACCACACAAUGAGUAGUGUGUCGUGUACCCCGACAUCAUCUACGGUGCAUCUGCAUCACCCUUCUGUGCUAACAACCCACCACUCACAUCAUCAUCAUCACCAUCCACAUCACCAGUCUUCGCAGGGCUUGGACCAGGAUCUUCUAGACCACCUAAAUCCUACCAUUACCUUAGGAGGUGUUCCAGGACCAGAUGUUGGAUCAACACCGUCCCAUCCACAUGCCCAUAUGUCAGCAAUCAACCACAUGGCCCACCACACACAAUCUAUGAACAUGGCUCAUAACCAUAACUUGGCAGCUCAUGCGGUAAUGUCUUGCACUGAAAAUGAAACAGAUCCAAGAGAACUCGAAUCAUUUGCCGAAAGAUUCAAACAACGGAGAAUAAAACUUGGGGUGACUCAGGCCGAUGUUGGAUCUGCAUUGGCCAAUUUGAAGAUUCCAGGUGUCGGUUGUCUCAGCCAAAGCACCAUAUGCAGGUUUGAAUCCCUUACACUGUCCCAUAAUAACAUGGUAGCUCUAAAGCCCAUCUUGGAAGCUUGGUUAGAGGAGGCAGAGAGAGCUCAAAGGGAGAAAAUGACCAAACCAGAAAUCUUUACUGGGGGAGACAAGAAACGCAAGCGUACGUCUAUUGCGGCUCCAGAAAAAAGAUCUCUAGAAGCCUAUUUUGCCGUUCAGCCAAGGCCAUCUUCAGAGAAAAUUGCAGCUAUCGCAGAGAAACUAGACUUAAAAAAGAACGUCGUAAGAGUUUGGUUUUGUAAUCAAAGGCAGAAACAAAAAAGGAUGAAGUUUUCUGCUACAUACUGAACCAUAGACUGUUUUACACUGAUACAUGAACUGGUUUAAUUCUAAGGGAACUAAGACAGACGUCAACCCGCAGUUUGUCUUCUUAAUUUAACUGAUGUAACUGGAACAUCAGAGCCCACCUGUAAAGUUGGACUGGUGAGUGGAGUUUGGGAUAGCACUGUUUUGCUUUGACUAAGACUCAAGUGACCAAAUUCCCAUUACUUUAUCAAUUAGAACUGAAAAGAAACAACAACAACAACAAAAAAAAACAAAGUAAAUGAGACGCAAGCUUUUGAAACUUGAAAACCCCAAUGUUUUGUCUCAGUUUGAUUUAGCCUUUUAUAUUUAUGAUUGUAAAUAUGGAUCUGUGAUAAUACUGCACCAGUGGUGAAAAUUUUAAGUUAUUUACUAAAUUAAUUUUCUGUACAGCACACAUACCUUGAAUAUAAUUUAAUUUAAUAAAACGACACCCAUUUAAAAAAAAAAAAAAGAAAGAAAAGAAACAAAAAAGUCUAUCAAUUGCAUGGUUUACUUCACUUCCCCUUAUGAAAUCCCAUCCCAUUUGCAAUAAAAGUUCUGUUUCUACCUCAUCAUCUGCUAGAAAGCACACGUGUGAAAUCAAAAAAAAGCAAAAAAAAAAGACGUUAUGGUUAUAGAGUCAUGUCCCGGCAAUUUCACCGCAAAGAUGCUUUGACAAUCAAAUCAUUUUGUUCACGAUAUUUUUGCUUGAAAUACCAAUGACAGUAGACGUGGGGGUAGACGAUUGUCUUUGACAUUUCGGCACAGUCUCGCUAUCGGUGUGCGCACGUUAUUUUCGUUUAAAUAGGAACCGAUGACACGGAUGAGAGUUUUAUUUUUUAAAAGUCUAAAAGUUUAGCGUAUAUGUAAAAUGAUUCCACGAUGGAGAUUUAAAGUGAAUUGAUUUUGGGGAAAUUAUUGAACUUUGCACUUUCUUGGCAAGACACAUAUUGCUUGGCAUAUAUCGGAGAUAUUUCCCUUUGAUUUCUUUUUAUGAGUAUAUUUACUUUUCUAUGUGUGUAUCGAAAUGAAAUUUUGUGUCUGUGUAUGCUACAGAAUUUCCAAUAAACCAUGCACGAUUUACCUCA
Molecule: messenger RNA, 2172 nt
Organism: Spea bombifrons (plains spadefoot toad)
Lineage: Eukaryota; Metazoa; Chordata; Amphibia; Anura; Pelobatidae
Product: brain-specific homeobox/POU domain protein 3
Exons: 2
Coding region: 50-1087 (345 amino acids)
Biological process (GO): regulation of transcription by RNA polymerase II
Molecular function (GO): DNA-binding transcription factor activity, RNA polymerase II-specific; RNA polymerase II cis-regulatory region sequence-specific DNA binding
Source: RefSeq, a predicted model, not a curated record